Messenger RNA from Solea senegalensis (Senegalese sole), 1225 nucleotides. RefSeq names its product cGMP-dependent protein kinase 1-like. The transcript has 7 exons. The record is from RefSeq and is a predicted model, not a curated record. Gene Ontology annotation, molecular function: cGMP-dependent protein kinase activity; ATP binding. Lineage: Eukaryota; Metazoa; Chordata; Actinopteri; Pleuronectiformes; Soleidae. The coding region runs from base 188 to 1225 and encodes 345 amino acids.
GAGAGAGAGAGAGAGAGAGAGAGAGAGAGAGAUAGAAAACUUUACCAGCUCACCUUUGCAGUCCAGGCAACCAGAGAAAAUACCUUCUCAUAAGAACCCCCACGGAGAAUAGCAGUGAGGAAUCCCCUCCUCCUCCUCUUCCUCCCUCAGGAGCCACAGACGGAGGCUGCGUCCUCUCCAGCAGUUCAUGCCGGAUAAAGUUUAUGAUCAGCGUGGCAGAGGCGAGAGGACACAGGCUCGACCGCGCGCAAAUCUUGAUAAACUUGUCGGGGACAGUCGCCCGUCGGCGGAGAUGGGGACCCUGCGCGACCUCCAGUACGCGCUGCAGGAGAAGAUCGAGGAGCUGCGCCAGAGGGACGCGCUGAUCGACGAGCUGGAGCUGGAGCUCGACCAGAAGGACGAGCUGAUCCAGAGGCUGCAGAACGAGCUGGACAAAUACCGCUCCGUGAUCAAGCCGGCGACCCAGCAGGUCCACAAGCACAACGACCUGAACGAGCAGCAGCGGACAAAGAGGCAGGCGAUCUCAGCCGAACCCACCGCCUUCGACAUCCAGGAUCUCAGCCAUGUCACCCUGCCUUUCUACCCCAAGAGCCCACAGUCCAAGGAUCUGAUCAAGGAAGCCAUCUUGGACAACGACUUCAUGAAGAACCUGGAGCUGUCGCAGAUCCAGGAGAUCGUGGACUGCAUGUACCCUGUGGAGUAUGGAAAAGACAGCUGCAUCAUCAAGGAGGGCGACGUGGGCUCGCUGGUCUACGUCAUGGAAGAUGGGAAGGUGGAGGUGACGAAGGAGAGCCUGAAGCUGUGCACCAUGGGGCCUGGGAAAGUGUUUGGAGAGCUGGCUAUUCUCUACAACUGCACCAGGACCGCGACUGUCAAGACUCUUACAAAUGUGAAGCUGUGGGCCAUCGACCGACAAUGUUUCCAGACCAUCAUGAUGAGGACGGGACUCAUCAAGCACACAGAGUAUAUGGAGUUCCUGAAAAGUGUUCCCACAUUUCAUGGCCUCCAAGACGACAUUCUGAGCAAGCUUGCUGAUGUCCUUGAAGAGACACAUUAUGAAGACGGAGAGUACAUCAUCAGACAGGGGGCCCGAGGAGACACCUUCUUCAUCAUCAGCAAGGGAAAGGUCAAUGUGACGCGGGAAGAUUUACCCAACGGGGAGCCCGUCUACCUGCGCAGCCUCGGCAAAGGCGACUGGUUCGGAGAGAAAGCACUGCAAGGGUAA